Molecule: messenger RNA, 2261 nt
Organism: Cynocephalus volans (Philippine flying lemur)
Lineage: Eukaryota; Metazoa; Chordata; Mammalia; Dermoptera; Cynocephalidae
Gene: KMT5C
Product: lysine methyltransferase 5C
Exons: 9
Coding region: 206-1591 (461 amino acids)
Cellular component (GO): nucleus
Molecular function (GO): protein binding; histone H4K20 methyltransferase activity
Source: RefSeq, a predicted model, not a curated record
AGGAGGCAGUGGGUGGUGGCGGCGGCGGCGCGGGCGCCUGAGGAGGAGGAGGAGGAGAAGCGGAUGAGGAAACUGCAGGACUCGCCAGAGUCGCACACAGCUUCUUGGGCACAGAGCAAGCACAAGGCCAGGCACUCCACUUCCUGCUCCUGCUUUGCCCUCACUCUCCACUCUUCACCAGAGGCAGUAUGGUCCAAGGGGCACCAUGGGGCCCGACAGAGUGACAGCCCGAGAACUGUGCGAGAAUGACGACCUGGCCACCAGCCUCGUCCUUGACCCCUACCUCGGCUUCCGCACCCAUAAGAUGAAUGUCAGCCCCGUGCCCCCCUUGCGGCGACAGCACCACCUGCGCUCAGCGCUGGAAACUUUCCUGAGGCAGCGGGACCUGGAGGCUGCAUACCGGGCCCUGACGCUGGGAGGCUGGAUGGCCCACUACUUCCAGAGCCGGGGCCCGCGGCAGGAGGCUGCCCUCAAGACCCACAUCUAUCGCUACCUCCGCGCCUUUCUGCCUGAAAGCGGCUUUACCAUUCUGCCCUGCACUCGAUAUUCCAUGGAGACCAAUGGGGCCAAGAUUGUGUCCACCCGUGCUUGGAAGAAGAAUGAGAAGCUGGAACUUUUGGUGGGCUGCAUCGCAGAGCUGCGGGAAGCGGAUGAGGGGCUGUUGAGAGCUGGUGAGAAUGACUUCAGCAUCAUGUACUCGACCCGCAAGCGGAGUGCCCAGCUGUGGCUCGGCCCUGCUGCCUUCAUCAACCACGACUGCAAACCUAACUGCAAGUUUGUGCCCGCAGAUGGGAAUGCAGCCUGUGUGAAGGUGCUCCGGGACAUCGAGCCAGGGGAUGAAGUGACAUGCUUCUACGGUGAGGGCUUCUUCGGCGAGAAGAACGAGCACUGUGAAUGCUACACCUGUGAGAGGAAAGGCGAAGGAGCUUUCCGACUACAGCCCAGGGAGCCUGUGCAGCAGCCACGGCCCCUGGACAAGUAUGAGUUCCGAGAAACCAAGCGGCGGUUGCAGCAAAGCCAGGUUGGCAGCCAGCAGAGCCUGCUGGGUCCUCAGGCCUGUGCCCACCCCUCUCCACUGCAGCAGGACCCAUUCUGCGCCGCCUGCCAGCCCCUGCGCCUGCUGCCCUGCAGCGCCCGCCCGGAUGCCUUGCCCCUCUGGCUCCAGUGGCUGCCCCAGUCCCAGCCCCGAGUGCGCCCCCGGAAGCGCCGACGCCCUCGGCCUCGGCGGGCCCCAGUGCCCCCCGCCCUCCAUGCUGCUCGUGUCUCCCUGCACCAAUGGGGAGGCUGUGGCCCCCACUGCCACCUGAGGGCGGAGGCCCUGGUGGCUCUGGGCCCACCUGUCCGCACCCGCUGGGCCCCCCAGCAAGACUGGCACUGGGCUCGGCGCUAUGGGCUGCCUUAUGUGGUGCGUGUGGAUCUUAGCCGCCUGGCCCCAGCCCCUCCAGCUGCCCCUGACCCCCCCGGGACUCUAGGUCCCGACCCCAUCCCCAAGCAAGCCCUCGCCUUCGCCCCCUUCUCCCCACCCAAGCGCCUGCGGCUGGUGGUCAGCCAUGGCUCAAUUGACCUGGAUGUCAAUGGGGAUGAGCCAUGAUGGGCUAGACAGGGAGGCCUGGUCCCCCCUUUCCCCUGGACCUCCAGAAGGAGCCCUUGGACCUCGGAGAGGGAGCAGACCCUGGACCCCAGCACAGAUCUGACCCUGGGAGGGGGUUGAAUUGGACAUCUCCAGGGAUCUGAACCCUGACCUUUUGUGACUGCUGACCCCUGAGCCAUCCCUACCCGUGAAGGGAGCUGUGGACAUUUGCUGUCCUCCCUGCCCCUGCCCCUGCCUCAGGACUGCAGGAGCCAUCCUCCUUCCCUCAUCCUCUUCCUCCCCAGGGAGCAAAGCCAUAAGGGGGUGGGGGCCACCCCAUGGCGUCUCCCCAGAAGCCCAGGCCUCAUGAGGAGGUGGAGCUGAUCCGGGGGGUGGCACUCCAUAGAGACUGCCCUCAUGGAGGAGAGUGGGUUUGCUCUCAGCUCUGCAGCUGUCUGAGGUUGGCAGGGAGAAGGUUGGCAGGGGGAGUGUUUGGGGGCAUGUCCUCCUCACCGCCACUCCCCCUCUGUGGGUCUCAGGGAGGCCGGGUGCGACCUCAUCUUUCUAUGGUGCUAUCCCUGGUGCUACUGGGGUGUGGGGGGCUCCCUCCCCUUCCCCACACCAGAACGGGGUAUGUUGGGGGAUUGAAAGCACUUGAACUUUUUAUUUUAUUAAAACCUUGUUAUAAGCA